Molecule: messenger RNA, 10122 nt
Organism: Menidia menidia (Atlantic silverside)
Lineage: Eukaryota; Metazoa; Chordata; Actinopteri; Atheriniformes; Atherinopsidae
Source: the annotation of a GenBank genome assembly
GGCGGACCAGCACGGUCGUAGCCAGAGUCGUCAGACGAGACACUGGAUACAGACAACAACAGUGACAGACCGAGACCGCAUUUCUGUUUGCGUUCAGCUAUGGGUGUAGUCUGAGAGGUGGAUACAGUAGCGCACCGCAACUUACCUCGAAGUUUUAUCCUCAUGAAGGAGCUCCGUCCUGGCUGAGUUAGGGAGAUGGGAGUACUCAACAUUGCAGACCAGCCUCCUCUGGUCCAGGCCAUCUUCAAUCGUAAUGCCGAAGAACUUCAACUAUUAUUGCACAAAAAGGAAGAUGUCAAUGCACUGGACCAUGAGCGCCGUACGCCACUUCAUGCUGCUGCCUGCGUGGGUGAUGUCCAUAUAAUGGACCUCCUCAUUGAAUCAGGUGCCAGUGUAAAUGCUAAAGACCAUAUAUGGUUGACCCCUUUGCACAGGGCAGCUGCUUCCAGGAACGAGAGGGCAGUGGGUCUGCUGCUCAGGCGUGGGGCCGACGCCAAUUCACGAGACAAGUUCUGGCAGACCCCGCUGCAUGUGGCCGCCGCCAACCGUGCCACGCGCUGCGCAGAGGCCCUGCUGUCCCAGCUGAGCAAUCUGAACAUUGCAGAUCGCACCGGCCGAACUGCUUUGCACCAUGCAGCUCAGAGUGGGUUCCAGGAGAUGGUGAAGCUGCUGCUGAACAAAGGGGCCAACCUGAGUGCCAUUGAUAAGAAGGAGAGACAGCCUAUCCAUUGUGCUGCUUAUUUGGGGCAUUUGGAGGUGGUGAAGUUGCUGGUGUCUCGCAGUGCCGACAAGAGCUGCAAAGAUAAGCUGGGUUACACACCUCUCCAUGCUGCUGCUGCCAGUGGUCAUAUCGAAAUUGUAAAGUACCUACUGAGGAUGGGGACAGAGAUUGAUGAGCCCAAUGGCUUCGGGAACACUGCGCUCCACGUGGCUUGCUACAUGGGGCAGGAGGCUGUGGCUACAGAACUGGUCAACCACGGAGCUAAUGUUAACCAGCCCAACAAGUGCGGCUACACCCCUCUGCACUUGGCGGCCGUCUCUACCAACGGUGCCCUCUGCCUGGAACUGCUGGUCAACAAUGGGGCGGAUGUCAACCAGCAGAGCAAAGAAGGAAAGAGCCCCCUGCACAUGGCAGCCAUUCAUGGACGCUUCACCCGCUCUCAGAUUCUCAUCCAAAAUGGUGGGGAUAUUGAUUGUGUGGAUAAGUAUGGCAAUACCCCCCUCCACGUUGCUGCUAAGUACGGCCAUGAACUGCUGAUCAGCACUCUGAUGACCAACGGAGCAGACACGGCCAGACGUGGGAUCCAUGGAAUGUUCCCCUUGCACUUAGCUGUGCUGUACGGGUUUUCAGACUGUUGUCGCAAGUUACUCUCCUCAGGUCAGCUGUAUAGUAUAGUUUCAUCUAUGAGUAAAGAGCACGUACUAUCGGCUGGGUUUGACAUAAACACCCCUGACAACUUUGGGAGGACCUGUCUACACGCUGCUGCCUCUGGAGGGAAUGUUGAAUGUCUGAACUUGCUCUUAAGUAGCGGUACCGACCUGAAUAAGAGGGAUAUAAUGGGAAGGACCCCGUUGCACUAUGCGGCUGCAAAUGGGAGGUACCAGUGCACUGUGACCCUGGUUAGCGCUGGCGCUGAGGUCAACGAGUCUGACCAGACGGGUUGUACUCCCCUGCACUACUCUGCCGCCUCCCAAGCCUUCAGCAGAGUUGAUCGUCAUUUUUCUGGGAACCAUCAGAACGAUGAGGAUGAGGCAAAGGAGUCUUACUUCUGCUUGGAGCAUCUUUUGGACAAUGGUGCUGAUCCAUCAAUGGUCAACUCUAAAGGUUACAGUGCAGUUCACUAUGCAGCUUACCACGGCAACAAACAGAACCUGGAGCUGCUUUUGGAGAUGUCUUUCAAUGCACUAGGAGACAUAGAGAGCAGUAUUCCCGUCAGUCCGUUGCAUCUUGCUGCUGAUAAGGGCCACUGGCAGGCUCUGCGAGUGCUCACCGAGACGGCGGCCUACGUGGACAUGCAGGACGCCGCCGGCCGCUCUGUGCUCUACUUGGCCGCCCAGAAAGGCUACACGCGUUGUGUGGAGGUGCUUUUGGCUCAGGGGGCCUCCUGCCUGCUCAAUGACAACUGUCUCAUGUGGACUCCCAUUCACGUCGCAGCUGCCAACGGUCACUCAGACUGCCUGCGCAUGAUGAUUGAUUAUGGGGAGGAAGGCGAUCUCACCAACGUUGCUGACAAAUUUGGCCAGACCCCACUGAUGCUCGCUGUUCUGGGAGGUCACAUCGACUGUGUUCACUUCCUUCUGGAGAAGGGUGCCUUGCCAGACGCUAAGGACAAGAGGGGCAGCACGGCUUUGCACAGGGGGGCGGUGUUGGGCCACAAUGACUGUGUAACAGCCCUGCUGGAGCACAAAGCCUCUGCAUUAUGUCGGGACACCCAGGGUAGGACUCCUCUGCACUACGCUGCCUCCAGAGGCCACACAGAGAUACUGGCCGGUCUGGUGCAGGACGCCAUGGCAACAGACCCACAAGAUAAAUUGCUGGACAACAAACAAUACACCCCAUUACACUGGGCUGCUUACAAAGGGCACGAAGACUGUUUGGAGGUUUUACUUGAAUUCAAAACAUUUAUCCACGAAGAAGGAAAUCCUUUCACCCCCCUGCACUGUGCUCUGAUGAAUGGCCACAGUGGUGGCGCAGAGAGGCUGCUGGAGUCCGCCGGGGUCCACAUGAUUAACAUCAGAGACGCCAAAGGAAGGGCCCCGCUGCACGCCGCCGCGUUCGCAGAGGACGUGGCAGGACUGCAGCUGGUGCUUCGCCACGGAGCAGAGAUCAACGCAGUGGACGAAAGCGGACGCUCUGCCCUGAUGGUUGCCGCCGACAAGGGACACAGCGGCUCCGUGGCCAUCCUCCUCCACCGGGCCAAGGCUGAUCUGACUCUGCUGGAUGACAACAGGAACACUGCCCUGCACUUGGCCUGCAGCAAGGCCCACGAGAUGUGCGCUCUGCUGAUUCUUGGCGAAAUCCACAGUCCCACUCUCAUAAACGCAACCAACAGUGCUCUGCAAAUGCCCCUCCACCUCGCAGCCCGUAACGGCCUGGCCACGGUGGUGCAGGCGCUGCUGAGUAGAGGAGCCACGGUGCUGGCUGUGGACGAGGAAGGCCACACCCCAGCUCUGGCUUGUGCCCCCAAUAAAGAUGUGGCUGACUGCCUGGCUCUGAUCCUAUCUACCAUGAAGCCUUUCCCCCAGCGGGACCCUUCCUCCUGCUCCUGCUCCUCUCCCACCGUCUCCCCCUCCCCGGGUCUCAACUUGCUGAAGCACUGCGGCAUCACGGCCGCCUGCUCCCCGCUGCCCAGCAACGGCCUCCACAACGGCUACGUCAAAGAUCGCCACGGUGCACCGGUGGGCCUGGACGGGUGCCUGUCCGAGUGAGGCCUCGCCCACACCACCACCACCACCACCACCAGGGGGCGACUACCUUUAACAUGGGCCGUGAGGACCAGGAGAGCACCCACCCACAUGUCUGUUUUCUCUGUAUGUACGUGUUUGUGCGUCUGUGUGAGCGUUUGGUCUUCUCUUGAGGUGCAGUCAAACUUAAUAUGCAAUUAGAUCCUACUCCUCCAUCUCCUAGUAGUGCUUAAUACACAGAGGCAGGUUGCUCUACAAGGUCACUCGGAAUGAGAUGAGGCAUUUAGAAUAAACACUAGCAAUCUGGCCAUCUCCAAAUCAUUUAACCCUUUAAAACCAUGCCGACGUGCGUAUAUAAGCAAACAUUAAAGAGCAUGGACAUGUCUGUAUCAAAUGUCUUUCUUUCCAUAUCAUUUUUGACGAGACGUCAUAUCAUGUUUGAUCACAUGUGACCUUGUAGAGGAACGUCCAGCCUUCCCAAAAGAAUGAUCAAGGAGUUCAUUUUUGGGGGGAUUUUUUUGGUCUUUUUUUUGUUAGCCUAGAUUUUAUUUUAAUUUUUUUAUGAAGGAACCACACAAGGGAAAGUCUAAAAUUUGAAAGUGCAAUGUAUUUUUUUCUUUCUUUCUUUUCUUUUUUUCAGUACAAUCUGAAAUUUGGAAAAGGGUCACAAAGAUGUUAAAUCUAUAGCGUACUUUAAACGUGCGGCCUGGAAUUAUUUGGCAUUUUGGGAUAAUUUGGUAAUGCUGCUGAACUCAUGAGCGCGUCUCUUUCCAAAGGAGAUGCCACGUUGCGGUCAGCGUCGUAACAUCCUCACAUUCUUUAUGCUGACCACCAUUUUUUUUCCUUUUUUUUUUUUAAAGAUGCUAAAUAAGUGUUUGUUAAGCUAGAAUGUUUCUAAGCAUAUAAGUUAUGACCAAAGUUGAUCAACACUACUAUGGCUAUAAAUUAUUUAUUUGAGAUGAACUGUACUGUAUAGAGAAAGACAAUAGAUCUCGAUAUACCUCGUCAACUCGUUUAGCAGCUGCUUCAUCUUCACCCAGGGUCCGUAGGCCUAAUGUUCUCUUUUUGUAGGACUAGAGAACUACUGUAGGAUAGUGACUGACUGAGGCCUUGUUUAUUUCUAGAUGAAGGCUUUACUAGUAAUAUCUGCCAACAACACCUCAUCAAAGCAUCAUAUAUCUGAGCACAUAAAUGAACAAGCCAUUUCAAUUUGUUUCCCCAUCUCUUUAACAGUGUUUUUUAGGAGAAGAUUUCAGAAACUGAAUGGCCUGGUUAUUGAAAGAGUAAUUAAGGGGGGGAAAAAAAGAAUUUCCUUCUUCUUUGGAAUUUUAGGCACUAAAGACAUUUCUUUGUGUACUUUUUAUUCUUGGUGUUUUUUUUGUUUUUUUUAAGUAGGCCAUCGGCGUUGGGAGCAUUUCUCGGAGCCGGUGAAAUUGUCUUAACCCAACAGUUUUGAAUUGACGCGUCUCUCGGUGGUGAACUCCGGUCAGUUUGAACAGGUAGAUUAUCUUCUGCUUUUUUCUUCUUCUUUUUUUUUUUUUUUCAUUGGGUCGGUUUUCAAGCAAUAUAUAUAUUUUUUGGGCCUUUUGGUUUUUUGAGCAUUAAAUGAAUAGACAAUCACUGUCACAAGGGCUUUUGUUUCCCUAGAAUGUGUUUUGAUUUUUUUUUACGUCUUGUUUUUUCUUCCAUUAUCUCAUGAAAAUUUUACCUAAAGACUAAACGAAUGGCUCUGUGCGUGCCGGGCAUUUUACUGUCAGUGUCAACCUAAAUGCACUGGAUUGCCUUUUUGGCGUCUCAUGAAAUGCCUUUUGACCCAUGCCUUCUGUAACGCAUUAUUUCAGUCGGAUUGCUCAGUGGCAGAGGGAGAUGACGAGUCCUGAUAAUUACCUUGCCGCCCAUCUGACACCAACAGCAUUUCAGUGUGAUUGCGCCACUGUAUCUAGUGGAAAAGAAGGAAAGGAAAAAAAAAAGUUCAAAUUUGCCCGGCUUAACUUAACGAUCCGGCAUUACUGAUGACCAGGGAGUCGAAAUCCCUAAAAGAACCAUAUAGGGCUAUGGAAAGGAGAGGGAUCUUUGCUUUGGCCAAUACCUGUUUAGAUUUCAGGAAUAGCAGAAAUCCAAAUACAUGCUUUUUGUUAUUCAUUUUCUUUGUUUUUCUUCUUCUUUUUUUUCAUCCCAUUUUUCUGGUACUAAGUAUACUAAAGAUGAUUGUAUCGGACCACUAGAGCUGUUUGUGACUUUUAGAUGUUAUAUCUAUGCUAUUUAGUUGUCUUUUAGGAAAAACCAACAAACCAUCGGACGAUGGUUAGAUUACACUGAGUCAGAUUGUUUUCAUUGGCAUGAUAACUUCAUAUCUGCUGGUAAUGAAGUGGCACAAUUGCACACGUUAUUUGACUGGAUGAGAGGACCUAGACCAGGCCGUUGCUAAGUAGUCCUCACAAAAAAGGCUUUCACGCGAGCACAUUUAAGCUCGGCUAUUCCUCGAACUUUACAAAGAUCCUUUUCAGAGCAGCAAUUUCCAAGAGUAAGUGAUUAGAUAGGAGGCAGACGCCUCAUUUAGUUUGGCCUCUGUCACUGUCUGAAUCGAAACAGAACUAAAUGGCGAACUAUAGCCUUUUAUUGUGUUGAGCGGGAAUGGGUACAUACUUGCUUUGUAAUCUCAGGAUCUGCACUAAAGCAGCUGGCAGAGUUGACUAAAUCCAAUCAAGUGGCCCGCAGGAUGAUUACGUCGAAAGUUUUUUGGAUUUUAUUUAAUUUUUUGGAUAGGACGUUCCAUGAGUUGAUUCCUCUUUAGCUCUCGAUCCCGCAGCACUUAAUUAGGUAGUCGAGCACGCACUUUAGUACAUUCAGGUUCUAAGUGUGCAAAGCGGAGCAGGAGUGUAAUGUAUGUACCUUUUGUUUACAUGCACGUGUGUUGCUGCUGAAAACAGGAAAGAACAGUUGCAAAGGCUGCAACGUAAUUGUACUCCGGUGAUGCGUCAUUAAAACAAACGACAGCUACAACAACAACAAAAAAAGAAAAAAAAAGAAAAAACAAAUGGACAAAAAAACGGUGUCUUGAAGCACUUCUGGACAGUAUCACUGCCCGAUGACUUGUUUGUAUUAUCUGUUUCUGGCCAGGUCUCAUUACCCCCCCAACCCCACAGCUUCCUGAUCACAAUCCAGACUCUGGCCUAAGUGACCCAAAGUCACUCUAGUUAUUUAACUGACACCUCAGGCAGGCUCCACUAAGCACUCUUCAAACUCUUUCUGCCAUCGGUAGGUGCUAUCAAGCCAGCCUGUAGACUUCUUUUUUUUGGGGGGGGAUGUCCUUAUAUGUCCAGCAAAUGGAGCCGUUGCCCCAUGCAAAGAUACAAGACCCAACUUAUUUUUUCUUUUUUUUUAAUUGCAUCACAGUUUUCUUAUACUUGUUUUUUUUUUUUAUUUAUUUAAUUUGUGUGUACCCGUGAUACCAGUGAUUGUGCAUCCCCGUCAAACAAAUGGAGCAUAAACAAUAUCUUUGGAGUCAAUAGACAGAAAGCAAUGAAAAGGUCCAAUUGUAGCAAUAGAGAGCGCGUGCGUGUGUGUAACAGUGUGCAGCACAAAUAUUGCACUGCCAUCCGUUCAGGCCAAUCUAGUAAAUCAUCGUAGAAAAUGCCAAUGGAAGAUUCAAAAAGCGGGUUAGACGUCAUGAACCUUGGUCACAAUUGAGGCCGGUUUGCCAAAACGUGUCUGUGAGAGGGAACCCUCUUGGUAAAGCAGCAACGGAUUUAUGCAUAUGUUCAAGCAGUUUACAGUCUGACCAUCAAAUCUGAGCCAUGAAUUUCCUGACUGAAAUGAAUGUAGGGUCAGUUUAGAGCUGGACAGUUUGCGUUUCAACCCGACUUUAAACUGUUGCUCUUCAUUUGUCUUGCAUAGAUAUGAUGAUACAGGUAGCAUGUAGUAAAAGAGUUCUACUUAUUGUAAUGUAUGUGUAGUAGUCUUCCUGCAUUGAAGGUCUGGAUAUGUGUAGGUUCUCCCUCCCCUUUCUCCCUUUUUCUUUUUUUUUUCUUUUUUGUUGGUUUAAAUGGUGUUCUGGGCCUGCUUUUGUGUGACGUCACCCCUUUCUCUGUACGCGCAUCCGUUUAUUUGUGACGAGUGAAGCCUGCAAGGCGAAGGGAGAACAAGAGUUCCGAUGAAUUUCAAACAUUCACGUUCAUCCAUUGCAUGGAGAUUGCCUUACAGUACAGUGAACUGAGAGACAAAAAGGGUCUACAUUAGAUAGGAUCACACAAACUCGUAAAUAGCCUAUAUUUGACAAAAUGCACCUAAGCUACACCCAUUUAGUGCCAUAGAAAACCUUGAUUUGCCUUUAGACAUGAAUCAUAUAUACUUGGUCAGUAACAUAUUCAGACAUAGGCGGGAUUAUUACAGUUUUGUGUUAGGAGCUGCAUGUCUCUUCACCAAUUAUAUUAGUCAGAAGGUAGCUAUAUAAACCUUUGCAUGGGAUAUUAGUGCUUAAUUGCGAGUUUUCUGUUUCGAUUUUUGGUGUUUGUUAGAAGUGUCUUAUAAUUGGACAUCUUUUAAAGCCAAUAGGUAGUCCCCUUUGGUAUUGGCAAAGCAAUUCAUAGGUUGUUAAGCAAGUUGGUUUAUAAUGUGAGUGUGUUAAAUAGAGGGAAAUCUUUAGUUUUUGUUGUUGUUUCUGGAUGUCCACAAAAAAGAAAAAAAACAGCGAAAAAGAAGCAUGAAAUAUACAAUAUAGAAUUGAAUUGCCUCAAUGGAUGUCUUGGUUCUUACUUGAAGUCGAUGGCAAAUUUCAAUUCAACUCUGAUCCACUGUUGAGCCUUUUGCCUUAAAAGCUGAAAUCGAAAAAUGACAACCUGGCCGAACCUGUUAACGUUACAUCACCUGUAGAGUUAUUGCUACUUGGUUUGAUUGCUUACUAAACAUUUUGGGGGUGGGGGGGGGGGGAUUGGCGACUACUUUUGGUCCUACAGACAUCUCUAGGUGUCGAGAAGCACAUAUAAAUGGAGGUAGCACAUAGCUCAAGGUUGCCAUGGUGCAGAGAUUGUUCGGAGAGGUCGGGAUCUCGCCAUAUUUUCCACUGUGAAUGAAUGAAUGAAUUCAGAAUUCACUCGUAAACAAUCAGCCGCGGCUCCUCUGCGAUCCAGAGCCAAACCACACUGGGAGUUGAUCUUGAGAAAAAAACCAUUCGGACCGAAAGGAUGCUUGCACAGAGUUGAAAUCUAGCGAUCCGUCUCGUGGGUUGUGUAUCAGCCUAAAUCGGCCCGCCCCCUCGCGGAGUUGUGGCCAUUAGCGUCAGCAGAUGUCUCGUGUUUCCUACCUGAGGAAAGGGGGGGGGGCAGCCCGCUGCACCUCCUCCUUUUUUUAUUUUUAUCGGACCUGCAGUUUUACCUCAUCAGUGAUCUUUAGUGUGACGAUGCUGACAUUGAUCCUGCGUGGUGUGUUCUCGUGUUUUGUUCUGUUUGCUUUCACGGAACGACUCUUGUAGCGUGUGUGCGUGUAUGCAUGUCCUACCUUAACAUGCACAAGCCCCAAUAGCGCAUAGUUGCCCUGUCUGGACACGUUUGUUUUGUUUUGUUUUGUUUUUUCUCCUUCAGUACAAUCAACAGACGAGUCUGUUUUCACACACAGGAAAGAGUGCAGCGUUAGGUCAGCUGGGAACCGAAGGUAGCUAUAAAACUUUACCUCUGUAAGUCGAAACAAUACUGUAUGACUAAUGAGUUUGACCGCCUUCCCAGCCUGAACACUCGGUUUAUAAACCCCCCCACCCCUCCCCUCCACCACCAAUAGGACCUGUGUGGUAUCAAGCACAGCGGUGGCAAGGUGCCUUUUAUUUGUUUGGUCUUCCAUUUGUAUUUCCCAGAAGCCUUAUAAUGGGAAAAAAGAAAUUUCACUGAACAUACGACUUCAGUAAGUGGACACAUACUCCCUCUGAGCAUUAUUAUUAUCAUUGUGACUUCAGUUCUGUGUGAUAUCGAUCUAAAAAAAUAAUAGCCUAAACAACUCCCAUUCUGCAUUCCCAGUGCUCUCUUUGGUGGCAGAAAGAGGUUGCACUUUGCGCAUGUGACUAUAUAUAUUUUUUGGGUUUUUGUUUGGUUUUGUUCGGGCCACAUCAGACGGUGAAUGAAUGGGGAUCGGUAGUUCGAAAGCACAAAUCCAAAGAAGGCACCUCGGGGACUCGGUGGGCUCUCCAAACAAUGAGAAGCAAAGGAGCGAAUAGACCAAAUUUAAGGGGAGGGAAGAUAAAAAAAACAAACAUCUCCUUCGCGCGGAGAACGCGAGGCUCGAUUGUCAGUAACACACGAACUGUAGAGACCGUCGUCUGGGGGGGACGGAGCCGCGUCUGGCUGUCCGGCGUCCGAGCGGGCGGCCUGGUGUCCGAGCGGGCAGCCUGGUGUCCGGCAUCUGAGCCGCGGGACCUGCAUUUGACAGCAAACUUAGGUGAUCUGCUCGUCGUGACUGUGUUGCUAAUAGAUUGUGGAGAAUGUUUGGUGUUUUUAUUUAGUUUUUUUUCCCGUUGUUUUUUAUUUUUAUUUUCCUCUUUUAGAGUAGGGUAUUAGUAGGAUUGCAGUAGUAGCUGUGUGCAGUGUUAAUAACUGUGUGAUCAUAUUAUAGAAGUGACGUGACAUUUGUUGUCUUACCACAUUAAGGCAUGAAUUAUCUUCUGUCAAGCUGACCUCUUCUGAAAUAGAUUAAAAAGUGCAAUAACUUUUUGUUUAUCAUCGCUUCCUCAGU